Molecule: messenger RNA, 1576 nt
Organism: Colletes gigas
Lineage: Eukaryota; Metazoa; Arthropoda; Insecta; Hymenoptera; Colletidae
Gene: Tmem43
Product: transmembrane protein 43 homolog
Exons: 6
Coding region: 203-1423 (406 amino acids)
Biological process (GO): nuclear membrane organization
Cellular component (GO): nuclear inner membrane
Source: RefSeq, a predicted model, not a curated record
CACUGUAUAUACAAUGCGUGCAAUUGAUUGGACAAUAUUCAUAGUUUAAUUUUGAACAUAGUUGUUCGUGAACGAAAUGCGAUUGAAAUAUGCACAUUGAAAUAAGACUGAUCUAAAAUUAUAUAUAAAAUGUUACUUUAGACAAUACCAGUUUCAGUGGGCAAGUUAAGCGUUGUCACGUUGUAUAAUGUGAUCUAUUAAAAUGUAUCGCGCAAAUCAAAAUGGUCAACCUCAGAGGGUGAAUGCUGAACCAAUUCAUCAGAAUUUAGCCAAUGGAAGACAGCCUGCUCCUAUAAAUACUCCAAUGACAGUUUCCGAACAAUUUAGAGAAUCAUGGCUUACUGCUAUCAUUGGACUCAUUAUGUUUGCAACUGGCAUGUGUCUUCUAUUUUGGAACGAGGGAAGAGCAGUAAAAGUAGCAAAUUCUUUAGACGAAGCUUUACAUAAUGUAGCAGUAUUUCCAAACUCGAUAAAAUUAUUACCUGAGUACGAAGGACGUUUAAUUUAUUUAUCUGGUCCGUUGGAUAUAUCAGAACCAUUAACAGAACCUGACUACGGAGUAAUUGUUUCAAGUAUAAAACUGAAACGAAGAGUUCAGAUGUAUCAGUGGAUCGAGAUAGAGGAAGAUCAAAGUUUCGGUGGGGUGGCAGAUGAACACAAGCAUUAUUAUUAUACGACAGAAUGGAAGGAUAAACUUAUAGAUUCUGACGGUUUUUACAUUAGAACUGGUCAUGAGAAUCCAAAAGAAAUGCCCUUUAAAAGUCAAGUACAAAUUGCAGACGAAGCUAAAAUUGGAGUGUUCACCCUUGGGACUGAAUUAAAAAAAAAAUUUAAUGAUUUUAUAGAAGUUACCAGCGAUGAAAGACCCGAGCGUAAAGAUAUCAAAAUGCAUUCUGGUUUAUACUACCAUAGUUCCGAUUUAUGGAAUCCCCAGGUAGGAGAUAUACGUAUACAGUUCUCCUAUGCAGGAAAAGGGGGAGAAAUUUACUCUGUAGUUGGUAUGUUACAAAAAGGGACUAUUGUACCAUAUCUUACAUCUCACGGUGAAGAAAUUUUACUUCAGAGAAAACAUAAAGUGUCUGUAGACCAAAUGUUUCAUUUAGAACAUGUACACAAUUACUGGCGUACAUGGAGUAUUAGAGGUCUUGGCUGGUUAGUUUUGUUUUUGGCAGCAACGUGCUUAGCAAAUAUACUGAGAACAGUAAUUUUGAAUUCAGCAUUCUUAUGCGGAAUUAUUGCAAUUGAAUCAAUAACAAUGUCAGUAUCUAUGUCUAUCAGUAUGUUAGUGAUUGGUUUUGCUUGGGUAUGGUAUCGACCGGUAAUAGGUCUUUGCCUAGCAUUAACAUCAAUUUUACCAUUCAUCUAUUCAACAUUAACAUCGGGAUCUCAAUCGCAACAACGUGACACCUACAGAAGAUUAUGAAUUUUAGUUAAGAAAUUACAAUUUAUGUAUGUACAUACAAUAAUUUAUAAAAAAAGUUUUCAUUAUGCUUUAUAUAUUAUUUUUAACUAGUCUUAUAACAAGUACAAAUCCCCUUAUGCUUAUACUAAUAAAAAAUUAAAAUCAUAGUACAUA